AUGGACCAAGAUAAGGCGAACGUCUACAUCUUGGCAAGCACAUCUGAUGUGCUGGCCAAGAAGCAUGAAAGUAUGGUUACCGCAAGGGAAAUCAUGGACUCAUUGCAAGACAUGUUUGGACAACCAUCCAUUCAAGCCCGGCACAAUACCCUCGAGUUCAUUUACAAUUCCUGCAUGAAAGAGAGAACAUCAGUGCGAGAACAUGUUCUCAAUCUAAUGGUCCACUUUAUUGUGGCUGAAGUGAACGGGGCUGUAAUAGAUGAGGGGAGCCAGAUGAGUAUAAGAACUUUGACUAGAAAUGGUUAUAGAGCCAAAGAACCCUUGGAGCUUGUACAUUCAGAACUUUGUGGUUCGAUGAAUGUUACAGCCAGCGGAAGGUAUGAGUAUUUCAUCUCUUUCAUAGAUGAUUAUUUAAGAUAUGAAUAUCUUUACGUAAUGCAACAUCAGUCUGAAACCCUUAAAAAGUUUAAGGAGUACAAGGCUGAAGUUGAUAACCAAUUAGGUAAGACAAUAAAGACACUUCAAUCUGAUCAGGGUGGAAAGUAUAUGAACUUAAAAUUCCAGGACUAUAUGAUAGAGCGUGAAAUUACGUCCCAACUCUGA
Molecule: messenger RNA, 603 nt
Organism: Momordica charantia (bitter melon)
Lineage: Eukaryota; Viridiplantae; Streptophyta; Magnoliopsida; Cucurbitales; Cucurbitaceae
Source: RefSeq, a predicted model, not a curated record